Messenger RNA from Eimeria mitis, 3126 nucleotides. RefSeq lists its product as uncharacterized. The record is from RefSeq and is a predicted model, not a curated record. The coding region runs from base 1 to 3126 and encodes 1041 amino acids. The transcript has 7 exons. NCBI's taxonomy places the organism in Eukaryota, Apicomplexa, Conoidasida, Eucoccidiorida, Eimeriidae.
AUGGAGCCCUAUCCUAAAACACCCCAAUGUGAGUAUGGACCAGGCUGCGCCGAGGAAAAUAUCAACUCCAGCCCUACUGGGCGCUUCGCUGUUGAUGAACCAAUGAGGAAGAGCAUCGCGCCUGAUCUCGUUCAUGUCGAGGCCCACAAAUACAAUGGGGGAGUUAAAGACGGUGGAAGGCAAUUGGAAACUGAUGGAACCGCUGAUGCUUCAUCGGGAGGCAGUGAUAAUCUUUUGGCGGAGAUAGAGAGUAGUAGCGGGCCUCUCAAAGCAGUUCAUGACCUCGAAGAGGCACUCUGGCUAGUCCAGGAGGAGCUCGCCGAAGAACAAAGGUUGCGCGCGGAAGAAAGGAAGCACUACGCAAUCUUCCAGGACGAGUACCUUCGCCUCCAAGAGGAAAGCUCAAUCAACAGCAAGCGAAUUACUGCUGCUGAGGUAUCUGCUCAAGCCGCGCGCUCUCUAGCAAUUGAUGCAGUCGAGGACAAGGAAUAUUUUGCGAGGCUGCUAUAUCAAACACAGACACAGCUUCACUGCCUGACCGCCGUCGUCGAAGAUAUGAUGCCUCGACUCAAGACAAAGCUCAGUGAAGUCAUUGAACAGGGAAACACAAUUGUUGCUUUGCUUGCUAGCCGUUGGCCAGAAGCAGGACUGAGGAAACAGAUCGAAGCUCUCGGCAUAGCAGAGCAGCCACUGUCACGUUGGGCUCUCUUCCAUGCUUUGAAGACGAAGGAAAUCCCGUUUUCAGGGUCAGCAACUCAGGGCGUCUUGGAUGUGUGCAUGUCGUGCCCUUCCUCGUUUCAAGAAUUGAAGCCAACUGAGAACUUCCUGGAGAGCGCUGUAUCGAAAUCUCCAAGAACGGCAAGAAGGGUGACUUCCACGUUGUGCAGUGUUGAGGAGACAGCGGAAACAAUCGAAGAAAUACAGAAAUGCAGAGACCAAGUAGAAAGUGUGAAUGAGACGGAAGGGCAGGGCCGCACGUCUAAACUGAGGAUAGGAACUGUAGAUGAUGCAACGCACUUGCUGCCCCUUCAUUUGCGUCGCCAGAUAGGAGGGCUCCCGCCAAGCAGAAUGAGCUCUGUAAACAGUGCGGCGCUUGAGAAACGAGGAGACAGUAAGCGGCAUGCUGAGGCCACCAGCAUCUCCAGGGAUGGGAGCAAGCUCGUCUCCCGGCCAUCGUCAGUUGCAACGCGUUCACGAGGCCAAACUGCUGCUGACCGUAGAAUGAAACCGUCUGACUCCACAGGGCAGGUAACGCCAAGCGGCGCGCGGCACGCUCUUCCUCCCCUUCCUGUCGGAAAAAUCGUUUUACACGGAACAUCAGGAUUGGCAUCUCGAGAUUCCCACCGGACACACCGGGUUCAGACUGCCUUCACAAAGAACAGUGCGCGCGGCGAGACGUCGUCCUGUAAGAAAGAGAGCUCAGCGGCUGCCCCCCUUGCAUCCUCACGGAGAUACAUUGCGCGGCAGACAAGGCAGUGCAAGGAAGAUCAUGGACUGAAGCCUCACGACACCGAGGACUAUACCUCCAGCCCGGCAUCUCUCAGCUUGAACUCACGGCGUUCUGUCACGCAGAGAAGAACCUCGUUGGACCGCGGAGGAGCAUCAGUCCAUCUACACACAUCGGGCAACCUGCGUGCCACACAGCCGCCUUCCCUUACGGGGUCUCUUCCAAACAGCGGUCUUCCCAGCCGUAUGACUUGCGGAACUGUGCUGCCCACCUGUAAGGAGUUUACUCGUAGGCUUCCUGUAUCCAGUUCUGCAAAGGAGAGGAAAGAACAAAAGCGUGACGCAAGGCUCUUCCAAGACCUGACACUGCUUGCGCCGAAAGAAGCAAGCGUGUUAUCCCAAGCUCAAAGCGAUGCCGACAUCCCAGACGGCCUGCAGUUGCAAACGUCGACUUCACCUUCAUCCUUGCCGGUCUUACACCGGCAAUCAAUUGCCCACGAUGAGGAGCUGGGCCCCAUGUCAGAUAGUUCCGCAGGCAUAGUUGCUCCACUUGUUGCUGUCGGAAGGAACGAAAACCUGGAAGGUGUCUCAGGCAGUGGCAAAAUCCCACAACGGACAGAUAUAACCACACCCGCGGAUCGCCAACAUCUGGGGUCCAGUGGAGCACGUGUUCUAUGUAUUACAACACAGGGACGCGAGCCAAAAGGCCUCACACAAGGAUCUUCUGGAAGCGAGCCAAAAGGCUCUACACAGGGGUCUACUGGAGGCGAACCAAAAGACCGUACACAAGGAUCUUGUGGAGGGGAGCCUAAAGACAGUACCAACCAUGCAGAAGCAGCUGCUCCACAAAAUCACAACAAUGAGAUCCGUCAGAAGCCAGCGCUUCCCUCCCACGAUCCAGGCAACUGGAAUAUGAAUGUAACCCCCCACUUCCAAGGGACGAAUGGAGGGGAUCGUCAACCUGUGGCUAGUCUGAGGUGUCAGAUUGACUCGAGCAAAGGAGGUGCUAGCAGGGAUACGUCUGCAAGGCCCACACAAGCAGAGCAGCAUAGGCACAUGCACCAGCCACAGCUGCGCCCGUCGGCUGCGCCCCAUAUUCAGGGAUCAUCACUGGAUUUGUCCAGACAACAGGGAGUGGAUGUUGUUAGGGGCGUAUGCAAUGCUCCGCACUUCAUACCUUGUGGCGUGACUCGAGGCACGCUUCCGUUGCAGCCACAGCAGUUUGAAGUCCGUGCGGCACAGCAGCCAGACAGGCAAUGGCUACCUGGGAUUCGCUAUGAAAUGCCACGACGCUCUUCGCUCCCAGAGAGCGGUUCACAGGGCUUGCUGAUAUACGGAAACAACAUGUUCGUACAGCAUCAGCAGGCGGUCGUGGGUCAAGAAUUCCGUGGUGGCUUGCCGUGGCCAAUCCCAAAGAUGGUACAGCGGCCGGUAUUCGCACCCAGGAAUCCCAUUUCGCAGAGCUUCCAGCAGCCGACAAGCUUUCAGCAGCACUGUGUUUCAAUUCCUCAGCAGUAUCUGCAGAGCCAGCCACACCAGCUCCAGCGUGUUAUUCCAAACCAGCAGCAGGCACCGCUGGCGAACAUGCACUACAAAACGCGAAACAUCGGAUCAGACUUCAUUACGGGACAACAGCAGCAUAUGGGAAUCCCUAUGCCGGGUGAAUGGAGAAGCAAGUGA